UGGAACUCUCUCUCUCUCUCUCUCUCUCCUGCAUUACUCGCGCGCGUUCUCCCUCUCCUCUCUUCUUCUUUCUGAGGCAGCAGCAGCGAUGGAGAAAGGGAAGAAGGCAUCGCCGGAAGACGAGCACCCUCGAAAGGCGUUCGGAUGGGCCGCCAGGGAUUCCACCGGCGUUCUCUCGCCCUUCAAAUUCUCACGAAGGAAAAAUGGUGACACUGAUGUUACCUUAAGAAUUCUUUACUGUGGGAUCUGUCACUCCGACCUUCACUGCAUCAAGAACGAAUGGGCCAACACUGUCUACCCAGUUCUUCCAGGGCAUGAGAUUGUGGGUGUCAUAACUGAUGUGGGCAGCAAGGUGAACAAGUUCAAGGUAGGAGACAAGGCCGGCGUGGGUUGCAUGGUGAACUCCUGCCGUUCCUGCCCCAGCUGCAAGCAGGAGUCGGAGAACUACUGCGGUGGACUCAUCCUCACCUACAACUCCAUCGACACCGACGGGACGAUGACCUACGGCGGCUACUCCGACACGAUCGUCGUCAAGGAACACUUCGUGGUUCGGUUCCCGGAGAGCAUGCCGCUCGACAAGGGCGCCCCGCUGUUGUGCGCCGGCAUCACGGUGUAUACCCCCAUGAAGUACUUCGGCCUCAGCGAGCCAGGGAAGCACCUCGGCGUCGUCGGCCUCGGGGGGCUCGGCCAUGUGGCCGUCAAGUUCGGCAAGGCCUUUGGGAUGAAGGUGACGGUGAUCAGCACAUCCCCGAGCAAGCAGAAGGAAGCCACGGAGAGUCUGGGGGCAGAUGCAUUCCUGGUUAGCAGAGACUCCGAGCAAUUGAAGGCUGCAAUGGGAACCAUGGAUGGCAUCAUAAACACUGUUUCGGCAGUCCAUGACAUCGCACCAUUGAUCAAUCUUCUGAAACCCCAUGGGAAGAUGAUAAUGGUGGGUGCACCUGACAAGCCACUGCAGCUGCAUGUUUUCCCCUUGAUCAUGGGUGGGCGGAUUCUGGCUGGGAGCUGCAUCGGAGGGAUGAAGGACACACAGGAGAUGAUAGACUUCGCUGCAAAGCACAACGUGUCUGCAGACAUUGAACUCGUCAGAAUUGAUUACGUGAACAAGGCCAUGGAGAGGCUUGCCAAGGGUGAUGUCCGGUAUCGAUUCGUCAUCGACAUUGCCAACACCUUGAGUGCCGCUUGAGGUUGUGAUGGGAGCACAGUUGGAUUUGCCACUGUUCUUAGUUAUCCUCAUGCAUCUGUUGCUUUCGUUUCAGUUGGUUCUGCUUUUGGUGUCCUGUUGGAGGUCCUGAAACAGAGUAUCGUAGUAACUGUGUUUGGUACAUGAAUUUGCGAUAUGGUGCCAAAGGUUAAUGCUCGGCAGAGAUUAUAGUAUCAAUAAGAUUGUUUCGACGUACUGCUUCA
Musa acuminata subsp. malaccensis (wild Malaysian banana) is the source of this 1404-nucleotide messenger RNA. Its product is annotated as probable mannitol dehydrogenase. Gene Ontology annotation, biological process: lignin biosynthetic process. Gene Ontology annotation, molecular function: cinnamyl-alcohol dehydrogenase activity; zinc ion binding. NCBI's taxonomy places the organism in Eukaryota, Viridiplantae, Streptophyta, Magnoliopsida, Zingiberales, Musaceae. The record is from RefSeq and is a predicted model, not a curated record.